Molecule: messenger RNA, 555 nt
Organism: Striga asiatica
Lineage: Eukaryota; Viridiplantae; Streptophyta; Magnoliopsida; Lamiales; Orobanchaceae
Source: the annotation of a GenBank genome assembly
AUUUUACUUUCUAUUCAUUUGCCAGGUUGGUUGAGCCCAAGGUUGAGUGCGGACCAAAAUGUGGAUGUGGGCCUAGUUGUGUCAAUCGGACCAGCCAACAUGGGCCUAGGUUUCGAUUUGAGGUCUUUAAGACUCCGAAAAAGGGUUGGGGUGUCAGAUCAUGGGAUUACAUUCCCUCUGGCCUCCUUAGGCGCACUGCAGAUUUGGACCCUUCAGCAGAUAACAGCUAUGUCUUUGACAUAUAUAGAUUGCAUUCAGACAAUGAAAGGUCUGGAUGGACGAGAGAGCCGGCUUGCUGAUAUGUCGUUGCCAUCUCACUUUCUAAAGUUUAAUGAAGAGGCAUCUGAAAAUGUUCCAUUUUGUAUUGAUGCCGGCAAAACGGGCAAUUUCGCUCGAUUCAUAAACCACAGCUGUCAACCUAACCUAUUUGUCCAAUGCAUGCUCUCGAGUCACCACGAUCUAAAGCAAGCCCGGAUUAUGCUGAUUGCAGCCCACAACAUACCGCCACUGAAGGUGCCUUUCUCUUCCUCCUUUACAUGCCUGUGUGAUUAUUAG